AUGAGUGCCUAUCGGGAUAUCACGACGGUUGUCACGGACUCGAAGGUGGUUCCGGGUCGUGACACAUCCUCUAUUACUUUAUUCCUCAAGAUGUACAACAGAACUCUUCUAAAAUGGAAAGCUAGCCUUGACAACAAAAGCCAAACUUUGCUCUCUUCGUGGCUUGGAGACAGCCAUUGCAACUGGCUCGGAAUCACUUGCGACAAGGCAGGAAGCAUCACCAAUCUAAGCCUUCCAAAUUAUGUAGAAGGCCUCAGAGGGAAUAUUCCAUCUGAAAUUUGUUUAUUGAAAAGUCUUCAGUGGGUUUCUUUAGUAGGAAAUAAGAUCAGUGGUUCCAUUCCACAAGAAAUAGGAAGGCUGAGUUCAGUUUCUGAGAUCUAUUUCAAUCAUAACUAUCUAAGUGGUCCAAUCCCUGCCUCUAUUGGAAGCUUGCAUAAUUUAACCAAGCUUCACCUUGGGAGCAACAGACUCACUGGCCGUAUACCAGGAGAAGUAGGAAUGUUGAGGUCUCUCCUCUAUCUUGAUUUUUCAAAUAACAGCCUAAGUGGUCCUAUCCCAGAAUCCAUUGGAAAUUUAACCAAGUUGGUGCAGCUUUAUCUACAUCGGAAUGAGCUCUCUGGUUCUAUCCCGAGCGAAAUAGGACAACUUGGAUCUUUGUCCGAUUUGCAGUUGUCAACUAAUAAUCUCACAGGUGUCAUUCCUGCUUCCAUAGGAAACUUGACCAGCUUAUCCUAUCUUAACCUCAAUGGCAAUAUGUUUUCUGGAUCGAUACCUCCAGAAGUUGGAAUGCUUAAAUCUCUCUCCGUACUUGUGCUCGCUAAGAAUAAUUUCUCUGGUUCAAUCCCUGCUUCAAUAGGAAACUUGACAAAGCUUACUGUAUUAUUCCUUAUCUACAAUAAUUUGUCAGGGUCCAUUCCUCCAACAUUUAGCAAUCUUACUCAUUUGGAAUCAUUGCAAUUAGGACAUAACCAUCUCAGUGGUCAAUUACCUGAAAAUUUAUGCAGCAAUGGAUUACUCGUUAAUAUUUCAGUUAUCAACAACAAUUUGACGGGUCAGAUCCCAACAAGUUUGAGAGACUGCAAAAGUUUAUACAGAGUUAGGCUUGAAGGGAAUCACUUGACAGGAAAUAUAUCAGAAGCUUUUGGUGUAUAUCCAAAUUUGAAUUAUAUUGCAUUAAGCAAUAACUGGUUUUAUGGUGAACUUUCUCCAAAGUGGGGGCAAUGCCAUAAUCUGACAAGCCUACAAAUCUCCAAUAACAAUAUUUCUGGAAAGAUACCACCUGAGUUGGAACAUGCAACUCAAUUACAGGAACUCGAUCUCUCUUUCAAUCAUCUAAUCGGUGAGAUUCCCAAGGACUUGGGAUCUUUAUCAUUGAUGUUUCGUCUUUUGCUAAGUGGUAACCAACUUUCAGGCAAAAUUCCAUUAGAGAUUGGAGUUCUUUCAAAUCUAGAACAUCUAAACUUGGCAUCAAAUGAUUUAAGUGGACCAAUUCCUAAUCAACUUGGAGAGUGCUCAAAGUUUUUGAGCUUGAAUUUGAGCAGGAAUAAACUUGGAGAAAGCAUUCCUUUUUCAUUAAGCUACAUAUAUGGUUUGCGAAGUCUAGAUUUGAGUCAAAAUUUGCUUGUUGGAGUGAUACCACAACAGCUUGGAAAAUUACACACCUUGGAAAUAUUGGAUCUUUCUCACAAUAUGCUCCGUGGUUCAAUCCCGAUUGAUUUCCAUUAUUUGCAAAGCUUGACGUUUGUGAAUAUCUCUUACAAUCAAUUAGAAGGCCCCAUUCCCAACAUUAAGGCAUUUCAUGAGGCUUCAUUUGAUGGCUUAAGAAACAAUAAGGGCCUCUGUGGUAAUGCCACUGGAUUAAUGCCUUGUGCUUCUAUCACUAGCAACAAAAUGGGUCAUAAAAAACGCACUACAGUCACCAUUUUAGUUGUACUUUUACCCUUUGGUAUUCCGCUUCUGAUAUUUACCUUGGCUGGAGGUUUCCUUAUUCUUCGCCAAAAGAUUCGAAACAAAAAAUCUGAGUCAAGGGAGGCACAACUUGGAGAUAUUUUCACAGUAUUGGGAUUUGAUGGAAGAAUACUCUAUGAGAAAAUUAUUGAAGCCACAGAAGAUUUCAGCUCCAACUAUUGCAUUGGUUCAGGAAGAUAUGGAAAUGUUUAUAAGGCUGUGCUGCCAAUGGGUCAGGUGGUUGCUGUCAAGAAACUUCACCAGCAUGAAGAUAGCAUGCUUAUCAACAACUUGAAAGCCUUUGAAAGUGAGAUUCAUGCUUUAACAGAAAUAAGGCAUCGUAAUGUUGUGAAAUUACAUGGUUUUUGUUCACAUUCAAAGCACUCAUUUCUGGUUUAUGAGUUUAUGGAAAGGGGAAGUUUGAGAAUGAUCUUAAGCAACAAUGAAGAGGCAGCAGAAUUGGAUUGGAUUAAGAGGCUCAAUGUUGUCAAAGGAUUGGCCAACGCUUUGUCUUAUAUGCAUCACGACCAUUCACCACCUAUAAUUCAUCGAGACAUUUCCAGCAACAAUGUUCUCUUGGAUUUCGACUAUGAGGCUCAUGUCUCAGAUUUUGGCACAGCUAGGCUUUUAAAUCCAGACUCCUCCAACUGGACCUCAUUUGCAGGCACCAUCGGGUACACAGCUCCAGAGUUAGCUUAUAUGAUGAAAGUAGAUGAGAAAUGCGAUGUCUACAGUUUUGGGGUGCUAACAAUGGAAAUUCUUAUGGGGAGGCAUCCAGGUGAUCUGAUUUCAUGUUUGUCCUCAUCACUGUCGGCACCGGAAGCAAACGACCAAAAAAUUUUACUACAAGGCGUGAUAGACCAACGUCUCUCACCACUCGUAAGACAAGUAGCAAAGGAUGUUGUCUUUGCUACAAAACUAGCAUUUGCAUGCGUGAAUGGCAACCCUAAAUUUCGGCCAACCAUGGGACAGGUUGCUCAAGCCUUGACCCAUCCAUCACCUCAAUUGCCCAAGCCUUUCUCAAUGAUAGAGUUGGGAGAAUUGUUUGGUGGAGUUCCAGGCUGAGAUGCUAAUAAUUGGAGGUUGAGAAUAUAUAAUAACAUUAGGUAUGCCUUUUUGCUUAUCAAUUUACCUUUUCUUCCAAGAAUUUUGUCACUGUGAAUAUCAAUUGGUCUAAUUAGUUAGGAAUUAAUAUUUUAAUUGGGACACCAGAUUGACGCUGGAACGACCAAUUUCGUUAUAAGCUGCCUGUAAACUUAGCUUGCUUUUGAAAGAUGAAAUGAAGUCAUCUGGCGCGGGGUUCUCCUUCUUUUAUCUAUA
This is a messenger RNA of Theobroma cacao (cacao), 3267 nucleotides long. RefSeq lists its product as uncharacterized. Lineage: Eukaryota; Viridiplantae; Streptophyta; Magnoliopsida; Malvales; Malvaceae. Gene Ontology annotation, molecular function: ATP binding; protein kinase activity; protein binding. The record is from RefSeq and is a predicted model, not a curated record. Gene Ontology annotation, biological process: protein phosphorylation.